UCGAGAUUUUAAGCAUUAGACAGUAAUUUUCACAAUGCCUACCUGCGAGUUUACCUUCGAUCGUGAUACGGCGGUGUAUGUGUGUGGUGAAAAGCUAAGCGGCAGUGUGGCGGUAGCAUUCGCAAAGGAGAGAUUACUUGAAGAUAUACGCAUAGACUUCUGUGGUAAGGCAACCGUUAGUUGGGUAGACACAAUGGCGCGCUUUCCAAAGCUCUACUCCGCUGAGGAGACAUAUAUGGAGAUGGAAACAGUUGUGUUUCAAGGCGGUCUACUGAAGCCAAGCACAUAUAAUUACAGAUUUAAUUACCUUAUACCAGAUAUAUGUCCGACCACUUGUACGACAGAUAUCGGACGCAUUUACUACGAAUUAUCUUUAAUACUGUCAUUCCAAGACAAGACACACGACAAGACAGAGACACGUAAAUUUACACAUGAAAUACUGGUGGUGCAGGUGUUUAAUAUCGAUAAAAUACCCAAUGCAUUGUUACCAGUCAUACGUAACGAUGAGAUCUUCUUCUGCUGUUGGCCCUGCUCGGCCGGUCCGAUUUGUAUGCACUUGAAGGCAGCAUCGGGCGCCUACAUACCCGGCAACACUAUAAAUUUCUCCAUUGAAGUCGCUAAUAUGUCGAAGCGUUGCGAAUUUCGCACACAUAUCACCGCCUCCUUCAUGCAAGUCUACAAAUUCACCACGCAAGUGCCGCGUCGUCGCACGCGCUAUAUUUCGUACAUUUUGAGUAGCGUGGAACACCGCAUCAUUGUCAAGAAGGAUGACAUCGCUUCGCUGGAUGAUAAAUUCGUCGUACCGCCGCUGCCGCCUUCCACUCAGGGCACGCACAUUAUUUCAAUUAAGUAUGAGUUACGCUUAGAGACGCGCAUCAGCUAUGUCACACAAACAAUGUCGGACUUGACAUUGCCCAUACUGAUAGGCACGUCAACGGAUAUAACACCCGAGCAUACGAAUACGCUGAGGAAAAGUAGACGCUUGUAACGCCGUUACGCCCACAACUCUCUAUGCAAAGUUUGCGUUUAU
Messenger RNA from Bactrocera latifrons, 1030 nucleotides. RefSeq names its product arrestin domain-containing protein 5-like. Gene Ontology annotation, biological process: protein transport. The coding region runs from base 35 to 988 and encodes 317 amino acids. Gene Ontology annotation, cellular component: cytoplasm. The transcript has 4 exons. The record is from RefSeq and is a predicted model, not a curated record. Lineage: Eukaryota; Metazoa; Arthropoda; Insecta; Diptera; Tephritidae.